Heterotrigona itama is the source of this 1392-nucleotide messenger RNA. NCBI's taxonomy places the organism in Eukaryota, Metazoa, Arthropoda, Insecta, Hymenoptera, Apidae. The record is from the annotation of a GenBank genome assembly.
AUGGAUCAAACAGUGAUCGUCCCGUCGACUGCUCGCGGAAGCAGCGUGGACAAUGCGCGAAUCACGAUGAAGAACGAAACUGACUCGAAUCUGCAUAUUCAAGACCAGUCUACCAUAGGCCAUUCCAAUCCCACGUCAGUGAUACCUCGAUCCAAUUUGUCGAUGACGAACAAUCUGAAUCAGGAUCAGAGUUUAGACCCGUUGAUACAUAAUCCGUCUAGUGCAGAGUUACCAAGAAAGCCUGGAGCGCGGCGCCAAGAGAAACCACCGUAUUCUUAUAUAGCGCUGAUAGUGAUGGCGAUUCAGUCGAGCCCGGGCAAGAGAUUAACUCUCUCAGAGAUCUAUUCGUUUCUUCAGCAACGUUUCCCUUUCUUCCGUGGCGCUUAUCAAGGCUGGAAGAACUCAGUGCGUCACAAUCUGAGUCUGAACGAGUGUUUCAUCAAACUUCCAAAGGGUUUAGGAAGACCAGGCAAGGGCCACUACUGGACAAUUGAUCCUUCGACGGAGUACAUGUUUGAAGAGGGAAGUUUUCGCCGGCGACCACGAGGUUUCCGUCGCAAGUGCCAAGCCUUGAAGCCUCAGUAUCCUCAAUACUUUUCCGGUAGUGGCCCAGUGACUGUACAAACUACCGGAUAUGAAAAUUUAACGCCUGGCGGCAUGGAAUACGCGAAUGGUUAUCAGAAUCAGUAUCAAAAUUAUCAAGAAUACGCGAUGUACGCUGCACCUGGUGCAACGGUCUCCGCUGACUGGGCUUACCCUGAGACUACGUACAAAACACCGUCCAUAGCAGAAGUAACUUACAAGACGACAGAGGUCACGUACAAAACUGGAGAACCGUCUGUGUAUAGAAAUGGAGAGAUAGUAGCGUUUAAGAGCGAGCCUGGAUACGCGGCCAGGAGUCAGGAACAAUUAGCUUACAGAGCUACAGAUGCAUUCUCCGUGAAGGAUCAUCAACAGCAUCAUUCAGAGACAAUUUACAAGGAGAACGAAGCUAUGAUGUCUUAUAAGUGUGCGUCUAAUCCCGCGCCGACUACUCAAGCACCUGGACAAGAUUAUUACGUCGGUUAUGGACUUGCAGGGGUCAAUAAUACUGGAAGCAAUGUGAACGUCGCUAUGCAGGGUAUCUCAGAACAGACUGGCAACACCAGUCCCGUAGGAAAUGUCAGUUCUCCACAAAGCGGAUGCCACACACCUGUAACGGAUAAUGGUCAUUCCGGAGGUGGGUUGAUCGAUCGGAAACCACCCUACUUUAGUCAUCCAGCCGGGUCGUUUACCUUGAGCUCGUUAAGCUCUCUAAACUCGCUCAACAUACCUGGCACAGUUUCGUCCAACAUUCAUCAUACGACCACGACGCCGCCAACUUACUACGAUCAGAUUAAAUACAGCAUGUGA